AUGGCGAUGCCCACCACUUCCUCCGCUUCCCCAUGCCAGGCACCGUCGCCCUCCCCCGCCAGGCUGGGCCUCCCGCUCGUCAGCUCCCCUGGCGCCCGCGCCAGCAUCCUCGCCUUCAGCCGCCUUCUCCGCCCCCGUGGCGCCGUCAUUUCGACGCCCACUGGUUGUCUGUUUCUUGGUCUUCCCAAGUCGUGCUGUUCUAUCUCAGCCUUUGGUGAUGUGGCAGCGGUUUCUGAUGAUUAUGUAGAAAGCUCACCAUCAAGCAGUGGAUAUCUGAAUAGUGCUAUGGAUACUUCAUUUCAUGAAGAUAAUCAAUCAGAAAGGGCUGUUAAGAUGAACGAAAACACCAGAGACAAUAACAAAAUGAUUAAAAUAUGCGAUAAGUUAAUUGGUGUAUUUCUGGUGGAUAAACCUACACCAACGGAUUGGAGAAAAUUACUAGCUUUUAGCAGGGAAUGGGACAACAUAAGGCCUCAUUUCUUUAAACGCUGCCAGGAAAAAGCAGAUACAGAGCUGAACCCUGAAAUGAAGCACAAUCUUCUCAGACUUUGUAGAAAACUUAAAGAGAUUGAUGAGGAUGUACAGAGGCAUAAUGAACUUCUUGAAGUAAUAAAAUCCACACCAUCUGAUAAACUUGGUGCUAUAGUUGCUAAGCGGCGUAAAGAUUUCACAGUGGAAUUCUUCAACCACCUUUACUAUGUUGCAGAGUCUUAUCAUGAUGAACCUGAAAAACAAACUGAGUUGGCAAAGCUUGGAAAUGAUUGUGUAGAUGCCCUACAAGCUCAUGAUGAUACAACAGGGAGUCUUGAAGCUUUGAAUGCUGCAGAAUUGAAGUUAAAAGAUAUACUUAAUUCACCUUCGGUGGAUGCUGCUUGCAGAAAGAUUGAUGAUUUGGCUGAGAAGAAAGAACUGGAUUCUGCAUUAGUGUUGAUGCUUUCGAAAGCUUGGUCAGCUGCAAAGGGCACUGACAUCACGAAAUCUGAGGCAAAGGAUAUAAUGUUUCACCUAUAUAUGACUGCGGUGGCCAAUCUCCAGAGACAAAUGCCGAAGGAUAUCAAAAUACUGAAACAUCUUAUAAUGAUAGAGGAUCCAGAAGAACGGUUAAGUGCACUUAAUGAUGCUUUUACUCCUGGUCCUGAACUUCAAGGGGACAAUGUUGAUACAUUAUACACGAGUCCAGAGGCGUUGCACACUUGGGCAAGAGCAAUAGUUGAUGCAUAUUAUAACAGCAGAGAAGGCACUCUCCUUGGGCAAGCAAAAGACAUGAUGAAUCCUAAAAUCAUUAAGAGAGUCGAAGAGAUAGUGAAGAUAAUCAAGGACAAAUACCUUUAA
Messenger RNA from Miscanthus lutarioriparius, 1332 nucleotides. NCBI's taxonomy places the organism in Eukaryota, Viridiplantae, Streptophyta, Magnoliopsida, Poales, Poaceae. The record is from the annotation of a GenBank genome assembly.